Dracunculus medinensis (Guinea worm) is the source of this 1515-nucleotide messenger RNA. The record is from the annotation of a GenBank genome assembly. Lineage: Eukaryota; Metazoa; Nematoda; Chromadorea; Rhabditida; Dracunculidae.
AUGGGACAAGGGCAAGGGCGUUUCAUGAUCAUCUCAACCAUGGUCCUAUCUCUAUUUCCUACUAUUGCUUUUCUUGUUAUCUAUAGGAUUACUAUCAAUUUCACUAAUCUACCGUAUCCAGCAAAUUCACGCCAUACGAAUCCACAGCGUCAAGCCACCAUUGAUCGUAGGAUAACUGAGGAUAUAGAUAGGCUUUUAAAAAAUAUUCCUGGCCAACACAAGAUCAAACUGUUACCUUACAGGUAUCAUCAAGUUGUUGGUACUUUGGUGACAAUCGAUUUAUAUUCAACAUCUAGAAGUCCAAAGAUACGAUCCGCGUUCGAGAAUGCGAUACACAACGGUCACCUUGGUCGAUUUGCUGUGGGACCUGACGGAUACGAAUUUCAUAUUCUUAAGGAUUCAUUAAAAGAAUGUACAUCAUCAAAAUUUCAAUGUUCCGAUGAAACUUGCAUUGAUAUCGCGAAGAAAUGUGAUGGUGUUAAUGAUUGUAGUGAUGCGAGUGAUGAAUCGCCAGAAUAUGCAAAAUGUAAAAAAUUGGCCGUUUAUUUAUCGUUGGAAGAAAGCAGUCUUAAUGUAGGAAUUAAUGAAACAAUUCGAAUCUCUUUUACUAUACAUGGAUCUCAAAAUACAACAAAUGUUACAUGGUUUCAUAAAGGCAAACGUAUAGCACAAAAUGGGAAUGCAAUUCGUUAUGAUCCUAGAAUAAGCAUUUAUUAUUCUGUUGAUAGGCAAAUCUUGCAAAUUGAAAAUGCUAUUGAAACAGAUGCUGGCGAUUAUAAAAUUCAUCUCGACGACUAUAGUGUAGAAAAAACAGUUAAUAUAAAAAUAAUAUAUACAGCCAAUACAACAGAGGAAUCAAAAUGCCCAUCGAACCAGUUCAAAUGCCCCUCAGGACAUUGUUUUCCUAAAUCGUUGGCAUGCGAUGGUUAUAAACAUUGCCCAGAUGGUGACGAUGAAUUAUGCACAUCGAAGCAAUUCCAUUGUGUUCAAGACAAUGAAUGUAUCGAAAGGACAGCUAGGUGCAAUGGAUUAAACGACUGUAAAGAUGGCAGUGAUGAGAGAAAUUGCCCAAAAGUUACAGUAGCAAGUUGGCGUAGAUCAUUGCCAACAGUAAGAUGCCCAGAUGGAUCAUAUCCCGAGCAUAGUUUACAUGGAUCAACAUAUUGUUGGAGUAAUUCAGUAUGUCCAUCAUAUUCUGCUUGCAUAGAUUCAAAAUGCUGCACAACGAAUCUUGCAUUGCAAAAGUUGCUGUUGAAUUGUUCGUCAUCGUUUAUAGUCCUCAAAGAACUUCGUUUAUGUCCAACGUCACAAUGGGAAUGCGGCGAUGGACAUUGUCUUAGAGCGGAAAUGCGCUGUGAUCGAGUUGUACAAUGUAAAGACGGUUCUGAUGAAAUGCACUGUGGUAUGGUUUUCAAAAAUUUUUUUUUUUUUUUUGUGAUUUUCAUGACGGAUUUAUGGAAAAAAAAUUCAGUCAAAAAUAUUAUUUUCGAGAUAUUUCAAUUUUUUAUAUAUUAA